AUGGAGGAGUUUGAGGCACCGACUCCGAUCGACUGUCUGUGCCACACACCCUCGGUCCUGGCAGCGGGAGGAUAUCUGUUUGACGAGGGAGUGAGAAGUGGAAAGAUACAUCUUUACAGCCUCGAGAGCAUGAAGAUGUUGGAGGAGUUUGAAACAUCUGGGACUCUUGAUAUUAAGAUAAGGGGGCAGAUCCUGUAUUCUGCAAAUUCCGGUGAUGUUUCAGCAGUGCAUCUGAACGGUCUGAGCUCUGUGAAGAUAAACACGGUAGAUAUCAAUACAUAUAUAGAGCUUGUGGGUGACAAAGUGUUUGUUUCCGAUGUUCGGGGAAGGAUUAGUGUGUACGGAACGGAGAUGGUGCUUCUGAAGACUGUUGAGGUUGCCGAGGCGCCCAUCUGGGUUCUGAAGGCCAGUGACAAGGAAUUGAUGUAUGGAUCUGAAGAUGGGUCGUUGAGUUUUAUGGACAUACGGACAUGGUCUGAGCACCAUAAAAUGAAAAGAGCUUCCGGGGUUACAUCCAUAUACGAGAGUGACGAAUAUGUGUAUGUUGGGGCAUAUGAUGAAUGUAUAGAAGUUGUUGAUAAGAGGAUGUAUAAGCCGGUGAAGAAGGCAAAGAUCGGAGGAGGUGUAUGGAGAAUCUGCAGGGCGAAGGAGAUAUUCUAUCUAUCUUGUAUGUAUGAAGGAGUGAAGAUAUGCGACUCAGAACUGAAGGUUUUGAAAAGAUUUCCAACGGAUUCCAUUGCGUACGGGCUAACUGUUACUAGUGACAGGGUUUUUUUUGCAUCUUUCUACGACAAAAAGAUAUACAGACUUGGGCUACAUGGUUCUGGAGAGCCACAAAUGUAA
Molecule: messenger RNA, 843 nt
Organism: Encephalitozoon cuniculi GB-M1
Lineage: Eukaryota; Fungi; Microsporidia; Unikaryonidae
Exons: 1
Coding region: 1-843 (280 amino acids)
Molecular function (GO): protein binding
Source: RefSeq, marked provisional